AUGGCACCCGUGCAGAUUUACUUUGUCAAGCUGUCAGUGUCUUUGCAGCAUGUUGUGCAUAUUAAACAGUUGGUGGUCUUGUGGCUGUAUGUCCCUGGAGCCUCUCUAGAAGUGGCACUUUAUCAGCUCUGCCACAUCUUCACUGCACCAUCAGAAUGUUUAACUUCACAGCUGAUGAAUCAGACUCAUCAACAGAUUUCAGAAUCCUUUGUCACAGAUAGAGACACAGAGUAUGACAAAGGUAAAGAUGUUGUGGGCUGCCAUGUUGAAGCAGCUGUAACAUUUUGGGCACAGAAUUGCAAUAGAUGUAAUGACCUCUUGAAAAUAUGUUUUGCGCUGACUGAAGCUUGUCCUUGUACUAAUGCAGUUUUUGGCAAACCUGAUUUUAGUAAGUGUCAGGUGUUGUACGUUGACUGUGAAAAAUCUUAAAUUCUGAAUAGACCAAACACAGUUAAAAUUCCACCAAACUUGCAAGUUUGCAGUGUUGGUAAGAAGUACAGACUCUGGGCACUGCACAGACCAGCUGAUCAGAACUUAAACACGUCACUGAACAUAAAAGUCUCAGGAAGUGAUGGCAACAGGACUGAGGGGAAGAAGUUUUUGAGCAGCCUAGCUUUUGAAAAAGAAAUAAAAAUACAUCACAAAGCCAAGCAUAAAGAUGGUACCAUUGUUGCCCAGGCAGAAUACAAAAAAAUAGAUAUUGGAGAAGAGGUGGUCAAGACAGAGUUUAAAAAAUACACAUCUCCAGGAAGCACUAAGGAUGAGGAAAAGAAAAGUAGCUGUCACACAAAACUAACAUUGGAAGACACCAGCUUGGGACAAAUAAGAUCAGAUCAGAAGCUGUCUGAAGAGAAAAAAGUUCUCAGAAGGAAGAAUAUAAAUCUCUUGCAGAAGCAGAAGAAAUUAGAACUGAAGGUUCAAGAGCCGAAAUGUGAACUUCAGUAUACAGCAGUGCAAAAGAAGGAAUCAUCUAAGAAAACUGAAAGCUUUGAACAACGCACUUACAUUGGAAUGAAAACAAGAAGUUUGGCUGUUGGGGUGAAGGCACUGAAAAAACUUAGGCACAUAAAAAAGAAUAGUCAUUUUGGGAAGCAGCUCUCACAAGCCAUAAAAGUGGUUACAGAUGUUUCUCUCACUGUUCUGUGUUCCUUGGAAAAGCUGCAGAGGAUUUGGACAGAAUAUGACUUGGCUUAAAAGAGGAUUCAAUUAUGCAGAAAUGUGGAUAAAAUAGAUGAAUUGAUUAUCAAGCAAGAUGAGGUGCAGCAGAACUUGUAUUCAGUAGUGAAAGAAUUAAUUUUGGAAGUGGAUCAACUUUUUGUGGUGCCUUUUUCUUCCAUGUUACGGGAGCUGACAACUUCUCUGGGGAUGAUUUAUGAUCAAGAAUCUGAAGCAUAUGACCAGGAGGUAUUUCAACAGUUCUUUGAGUGGAAGUGUGUUAAAACAAAGAAACUAAAUUGUGUCAGAAAUAAUAUGGACACAACUAUGUAAAUUCUUGCUGACUGGUUCGAUGACAUCUUUAAGAUGUUUAUAAUCAUGUCAGUUAUUAGAGGGGGCAAACAAACUGGCAGUUCAGUCCAGGAGCAUGAUGAAGCAGAGAAGGGAAUAAUUAUAAGUACUUGCAAUAAAGUUAUGUGUAAAGUUCAUCAUGAGCAAAAUGUGAUCACUGUUAUACGAAACAGAUACUUGGCCAGUGCUGAGGUUUCAAAAAAGCAGGCAGAGGAAUGACUGAAUAGAAGACCCAAUAUUAACAACUUAUUAUCAGUUAAGAAAAUUGUGAAAAGCUUAAAGGCCCAAAGGCGAUGGAAGCUGAUUGAAAAGAACAACUUUGAGGAACUAAAGGGAAAAAACCCACCCGUGUAUUACAGCUUUGCAUUGCAAAACCAGGAGUUUGGCAUAAGAGAUGGAACACCUGAGGUAGAUGUGGUUGCCAUGGAUGAUAAAGUUAAACCUCUUCUCUUGAAUUUGUUCUACUCUAACAGACUGAUGCCUGAGUAGGUGCUGAGGAAUGAUUGCUUCCUUGUAGUAGAUGCAAUUCCAGUUUCACUGCAACCAGGUAAAGAGUAUGAGCCACAUAAAAAACAUGAUUCUGAGAAAAGACAAGAGGAAAAAAGAAAGUGAUCAACUGAGGAGAACGGAGCAAACUCUGCUUAA
Chiroxiphia lanceolata (lance-tailed manakin) is the source of this 2151-nucleotide messenger RNA. It is a transcript of the gene STK31, whose product is annotated as serine/threonine kinase 31. Lineage: Eukaryota; Metazoa; Chordata; Aves; Passeriformes; Pipridae. The record is from RefSeq and is a predicted model, not a curated record.